AAUGUCACAAGUCAGUUGGCAAACAAGAAUAUAUUUAGAGACAUUUGGGGAAGUUUUUAUUGACUGUUCAUUAAUUAAAGGGAAGGGUCAUGUACCGUCAACAGAAUCAAUGCAGUUUUGGUAGGGGAAUGGGACAUCAGAAAUGAAACAAAUUCUGCGUGUCUUUAAAGAGUCCUGGUGGAGAGUGGCACUUUGUGUAUAUGUCAUGGUUCCCUCAGUAUCGGAGUUCAAAAUUCCGCCACGUUUACGGCAAAGCAGCUAGUAAGGAGAACUGCUAUGAUGGCGUGCCUAUUACCCAGAGUGUCCAUGACAACCAUUUUUGUGCCGUGAACCCACAUUUUAUUGCUGUCGUGACAGAAUGUGCAGGCGGAGGAGCCUUUCUUGUUAUACCAGUCAAUCAAACAGGAAAACUUGAUCCACUUUACCCUCGCAUCUGUGGGCACAAGGGGAAUGUUUUAGACAUUAAAUGGAAUCCUUUUGACGACUUCGUAAUAGCAUCAUGCUCUGAAGAUGCCACUGUGAAAAUCUGGAACAUUCCUCAGCACUUGCUCACCAAAAGCAUCACAGAGGCACAGAAGGAGCUUCUUGGACAUUCCCGGAGGGUGGGCCUCAUCGAAUGGCACCCCACUGCAAGUAACAUCCUUUUCAGCACGGGUUAUGAUUACAAAAUCAUGAUCUGGAACCUUGACACCAAAGAGUAUCUCAUUCAGGCCCCAGUGAAGACAAUCAGCUUCCAUACAGAUGUGGUCCUUUCCAUGUCGUUCAACACAGAUGGCAGCCUCUUAGCCACAGCCUGCAGGGACAGGAAAAUACGGAUCAUCGACCCACGAGUGGGGACUCUUCUACAGGAAGCAAACAACAAGUCUCACAGAGUGAAUAAAGUUUUGUUUCUAGGAAACAUGAAAAAGCUGCUCUCCACGGGGACGUCCAGGUGGAAUAACAGGCAAAUUGCACUAUGGGAUCAGAGUGAUCUUUCUGUGCCUUUACUUGAGGAGGAUGUUGAUGGCUCAUCAGGUCUCUUGUUUCCUUUCUAUGACUCCGACACACACAUGCUUUAUGUGCUUGGCAAGGGAGAUGGGAACAUCAAGUACUAUGAAGUCAGCCCAGAGAAGCCAUACCUACAUUUCCUGAUGGAGUACCGCUCCACUUUGCCCCAGAAAGGAAUAGGUGUCAUGCCAAAGAGGGGUCUAGAUGUCUCUUCCUGUGAGAUCUUCCGAUUCUAUAAGCUGAUUCCAGUCAAAAGUAUGAUUGAGCCCAUUUCUAUGAUCGUGCCUCGACGGUCUGAAUCUUAUCAGGAAGACAUCUAUCCGUUGACAGCCGGAGUCCAGCCAGCUCUGACAGCCCAAGAAUGGCUGAGCGGUGUUAAUAAAGGUCCGGUCUUGAUGUCUCUGAGACCAGGCUCUGUAAUCUUGAACUCUUUGCCGCCAUUUCCUGAGACGAAGGAGAUGUCCCUGGAAGCGACAGAGCCUGUUCGUUACCUGGGCAAGAUGACUGCCACCACUGAGAGGUUGAGCAGAGUCCACGAGAAAUGGGGAUACAGGAAGGCGGAGGAAAAGGGACAGGAAGAGAAGCCAGUGGGCUUGUCGAAUGGCUUUGAUGUGUUCGAGUGUCCCCCACCCAAAACAGAAAAUGAGCUGCUGCAGAUGUUUUACCGUCAGCAGGAAGAAAUCCGGAGGCUCCGUGAAGUGCUGAUCCAGCGAGAUGUCCAGAUCAAACAGCUAGAGCUGGAGAUCAAAAACAUCCGCAUGGAUUCAGGCAGAUUCUGACAGGUCUUAGGCUCGGCAGUCUUUGGGGGGACAGUUUAUCCCUGGAACUGUUGUUGCCUCGUAGUGCUCCUGUGGGGAGACUAUGGGCUAGAAUGGAGAAGGGGAGAUUUUCUAGCAACCGACUGACUGCCUUGAAUGCCUGUUUCCUGCCAGCUGGAGGCCGCUGGGGCUCUUUCUGGAGCUUUGCUUUCCAGCCAGCCUCGGGACAAGGAGCUACACCUGGCAUAAAAAACUGGCCCAGAAUUGCUCUUGGGAGAUGGAAAAGGCCCUUCAAGAUGAAGAAGGAGGCUCCUGCAGCACCCUGCCCCUGGCCUCUGAGGAGCAGGGUGUCCCUCAGGUUCCAGCCCCAGUGGCCCCUUGAGCUUGACUGUGUGGCAAUGGUUUCGACCGACCGUCCUGCGCUGAACUACUGCAACGCAAGGAAGAAGCCACUGGGAGCACCUCAGGGCUCUUCCUUCUCCCUCUGGAGACCUUGAUGGAGGAGCAACAUAAUUCUACGUGGAGUUACUUGCGCCUUCUGUGGCCCUGGGUGGUGGGAGGAGGUUGGGUGCAUGGGCUUAAGUCAUCAGCUUCCUUUUUUCACAUCUUGCUUUGAAAAUACAGUUGUGACCAACAGGUGAGGAACAAAAUAAUAUGUGUUGGUAUUGGAGGAUGGAAGGGGCAAGAGCGCAUCUUUUAGAGAACUAGUGUCAAAAGCCAAAAAUUGGCAUGAAUGCUUAGUGAGUAUAGUAGGACUGUGAUAUCUGUGGGGGAUCAGUUCCAAGCUCCCCUGCGGAUGCGGGAAAACUGCAGAUAUGUAUAUAUAGUAUAUAUAUAUGUAUUGCAGUCUCUGGUUCCCUCUAUUGGCCAGUUCUGGUAGUACACCUUGGAAUCGUAUAUUUCUGGGUGCUUUUUUAUUUAAUAUUUUCAGGCAGCAGCUAAGUGAAACUGCUGGUUCUGAUCCUGUGGAUAUGGCGGUUCUACUGUAUUCUGAGAGGAUACAGAGCUAAAGUGCAAUGUGUCAGAAGCAGAAAGUGUCUGUAGCUCUAAUUUUACAAACAGCCAUUUUCCAACUUUGCCUAUAAUUUUUCCCCUAAGGAUCACUUUAUGCCUUAAGAAAACAGUAAGGACUGCCCACACGUUCUCGAAGAUGGCUUUCUUCCCCAGUGCUUCAAGUGCUACCUUUCAGGUCGCUUCCUCUUUCUUUGCCUCUGCCUGGACUGGGGGGGGGGGUUGUAGUGCCGUGUCCAAGGAAAAAUGAGCGCUGAUUUUCAGCUGCUCUCAAUGAUCUUCCAUUAUUUUUCCAGAUCCUUAUAGUCUGUGUUUUUAAUUUCUUAGCAUGGUAAAAAGCACUCAUCUUUCAAAUGGCUUUCCAUCUUCUCCUUUGACGCGUACAAUUAAUACUUUGCCUGACCAUCCAUUUGUUUCUUUAGCUGCUCCUUUCAUUCUUGUCUGUGCGAAGUACCUUCUCCCAGCCAGUUUUCCUUGCUGGUCUUGGGGUCAGCUGGUCUCAAGUGUCCAAAGAUUGGGAAGCCCCGAGAGUGAGGGAUGCUUUUUUGAAUCUUCUGGGCAUAUAUAGUACUUCUGAGCCUCCC
Messenger RNA from Pogona vitticeps (central bearded dragon), 3340 nucleotides. Lineage: Eukaryota; Metazoa; Chordata; Lepidosauria; Squamata; Agamidae. The record is from RefSeq and is a predicted model, not a curated record.